This is a messenger RNA of Perkinsus marinus ATCC 50983, 396 nucleotides long. RefSeq lists its product as hypothetical. NCBI's taxonomy places the organism in Eukaryota, Perkinsozoa, Perkinsida, Perkinsidae. The record is from RefSeq and is a predicted model, not a curated record. The transcript has 4 exons. Gene Ontology annotation, biological process: protein import into mitochondrial matrix. The coding region runs from base 1 to 396 and encodes 131 amino acids. Gene Ontology annotation, cellular component: TIM23 mitochondrial import inner membrane translocase complex.
AUGAGAGGCGUAGUUGCUGAUUACUAUAUUGUGGUCAGGUUGGUGACUCGAAUAGCGUCAGUAGCCGGUAAUAUGGUAGGGAGAGCCGUCGUGAGUGCAUACAGGGAUGCUGCUAAGCAAGCCGCACAGGCAGCAACGAUGGCGGCUGCUAAACGGAAGAUGCCAGUCGAAGAGGCUCAUAAGAUAUUAGGGAUAGACAGCGCUGAGAUACAUAAUGCUGAGGCUAGGGAUAUCCUAGCAGAGCAUUACAAGAAACUAUAUGAUUUGAAUAACCCCAAUCCCCCUGAUUUCUAUGGCAGUCCUUAUCUACAGUCUAGGGUGGAGCAUGCGUAUAAGGUGGCAUUGCAGGAGAUACAGAAAGGCAAGAAAGCUGAUGCCAAGGUUAAGAGUACAUAA